Melozone crissalis (California towhee) is the source of this 837-nucleotide messenger RNA. Its product is annotated as erythroblast NAD(P)(+)--arginine ADP-ribosyltransferase-like. The coding region runs from base 1 to 837 and encodes 278 amino acids. The record is from RefSeq and is a predicted model, not a curated record. Gene Ontology annotation, molecular function: NAD+ poly-ADP-ribosyltransferase activity; NAD+-protein-arginine ADP-ribosyltransferase activity. The transcript has 2 exons. NCBI's taxonomy places the organism in Eukaryota, Metazoa, Chordata, Aves, Passeriformes, Passerellidae.
AUGGCCCCCCUGGCGCAGACCCUGGCACUGCUGGCAAUGACCGUGGCCACCACAGCUGUCAAGGUGGUAACCCUGGACAUGGCCCAGGACUCUUUCGAUGACCAGUACCGGGAGUGUGGUCCUGCCAUGACUGAGGCAUUGUCAGCCCUCAACCGUUCCGACUUUGAUCAGAACCCUCUCUUUGCCCAGGCCUGCCCUAAGGCCAGAGCCAAGUGGCAAGGUCAGAAGUCCCCUGUGUCCUCUCUGUCAUCUCCAGCCCAGGCCAUUGCCCUCAUGGCCUACACGAUGGAUGAGCUGUACAGAGAGUUCAACGCAGCCCUGCGUACAGCCGGGCGCUCCAGCCAGGAAUACCGGGACAACUUCCACUUCAAAACUCUGCAUUUCCUGCUGACCCAGGCCCUGGUGAUGCUGAGGCAGGCUCAGAAAGAGCAGUGUCACAACGUGUACCGGAGGGUGCGCACGUCCAGGUUCAAGGCAAAGCCUGGUGACAUCGUCCGGUUUGGUCAAUUCUCUUCGGCAUCACAGAGUGAAGAAAUUGCCAAUCGCUUUGGGAGUGCCACGGUGUUUGAGGUGUACACGUGCCACGGUGCAGCAAUCUGGAAUUUCUCCACGUAUCCUAAGGAGAGGGAGGUGCUGAUCCCACCAUAUGAGACCUUUGUUGUCAUCAAAGUCAGCCAGGAAGGAGAAAGGGCAAGGAUCCAGCUCCGCUCCAAGGGGACCUACAGCAACUACACCUGCGAGUGGCUGCAAGGUGGAAGCAUCCCCAGGGCCCCUUUCCAUGUCAGCAGACUCCUCCUGGCCACCACAGCUCUUGCAGUGGCAACAGGGAUCCUCUGA